Pistacia vera is the source of this 1726-nucleotide messenger RNA. Its product is annotated as triacylglycerol lipase 2. Gene Ontology annotation, molecular function: hydrolase activity, acting on ester bonds. The record is from RefSeq and is a predicted model, not a curated record. The coding region runs from base 292 to 1530 and encodes 412 amino acids. Gene Ontology annotation, biological process: lipid metabolic process. The transcript has 10 exons. NCBI's taxonomy places the organism in Eukaryota, Viridiplantae, Streptophyta, Magnoliopsida, Sapindales, Anacardiaceae.
CAUAUAUUUAACAAAUUUUUAGAUCAUCAUUCAUCAACUUCAACUCUCUUAUGCAUAUCUAGUUUGCUGUUGAUAAGAAAGCAAAAGCUUCAGUUGGGACCCACGACCUCAUUGAAAAGCCACUCACUUUAACCCCAGAAAUCGUACGAGUCAGUUAAGUCGCGAUCCACAAACUUAAAACGGUUCUGUGUUCCCACUCAGUGACCCUCUUCAUCUCUCCUAUAUAAACCUUAGUUUCAAUUGCUAAUUUACGUCCUCAUAGAUAUAUAGGGAAGAUAAGUGAGGCAAAUUAUGGCUCAUCUCCGUGGCCUGUUGAGCUUCUGUAUUCUAGUUCUUUUGGUGGUUCAGCCCCAUCAAGCAUAUGGUUCCGGCCGUGGCUCAUUUCGCAGGACCAGAACUGAUCCUAUGAUGUCGCAAGCGAAUGGUAUAUGCGCUUCUUCGGUGAUUGUACAUGGUUACAAAUGCCAGGAGAUUUAUGUGACAACCAAAGAUGGAUACAUACUUAAUAUGCAGAGAAUUCCAGAAGGGCGUAUUGCCAGUGGCAACAUGACUAAGAAGCAGCCAGUCUUAAUACAACAUGGAGUUCUAGUGGAUGGAAUGACAUGGCUUCUAAAUCCACCUGAACAAAAUCUACCAUUGAUUUUAGCUGAUAAUGGGUUCGAUGUGUGGAUUGCUAACAGUAGAGGAACCAGAUUUAGCCGACGACAUACCUCUCUCGAUGCCGCUCAAUCGGAGUACUGGAAUUGGUCAUGGGAUGAAUUGGUGGCCUAUGAUAUGCCAACCUUUUUCGACUAUGUACACAGCCAAACAGGGCAAAAAGUAAAUUACGUGGGGCAUUCACUGGGAACUCUUAUAGCUUUGGCAUCCUUCUCCGAAGGUUUACAGGUGGAUAAGCUGAAAUCAGCAGCGUUGUUAAGUCCCAUUGCUUAUUUGAGCCACAUGAGCACUGUUCUUGGGGUUCUGGCUGCCAAAACCUUCGUUGGAGAGAUCUCAACGAUAGUAUUAGGCCUGGCAGAAUUCAAUCCGAAAGACCCACAUGUAGAAAACUUUCUCAAGUCAGUUUGUGCUAAUCCUGGAGUUGACUGCUAUGACUUAUUAUCCUCCCUCACUGGGAAAAAUUGCUGUCUCAAUGCUUCAACGGUCGAUCUCUUCCUAAAAAAUGGGCCUCAAUCAACAUCAACCAGAAACAUGAUUCACUUGUCUCAGACUGUUCGAGAUAAAGUGAUUGCAAAGUUCAACUAUGGGAGACCUGACUACAAUCUGAUGCAUUAUGGGGCAAUCAUACCUCCAGUUUAUAACAUCUCCAACAUUCCUCAUGACCUUCCAAUCUUUGUCAGCUAUGGAGGCAAUGAUGCACUUUCUGAUGUUAAAGAUGUUCAGGAUUUACUCGAUAGUUUCAAGUUCCAUGAUGUCGACAAGCUCGGCGUUCAGUUCAUCAAAAAUUAUGCUCAUGCAGAUUUUAUCAUGGGCAUAAAUGCUAAAGAUAUUGUGUAUAAUCAAGUUUUAUCUUUCUUUAAACGUCAACAGUAGUCGGUCCUCAAGAGGGCCCGAGUUUAAUGCAUUAGCGGCCUAUAACUGUAAAUUUACUGUUCUUCCAGUUCUAAUUAUCACUAUCCUGUGGAUUUAGAUCAUUGGUCAAUUCAAUAUUUUGUUUAACAAGUUAGACGCAAUUUCAACAGUUUUCUAAUUGCAUGUAAUUAGACAAGAGAUUUACCUCACUGCUCCA